CUUUUUACAAAGCUAAUACAUGACUUUGUGUUUCUAUACGUUUUAUUUCCCGCCAUUUCACUUUUAAUCUCCAUGACCUAUUAAAAGUCCCAUGACUGAACUUCUUUGCUGGCCGUUAAACAAUGAUCAAGAAAGCAAUUGCGGCUGUUAUUGGGUUACUGAUAAUUCAGUUUAUUGUAAAAUUUCUACAUAAACUUGAGCUUUUUAAACAUGUGUAUAACCAUACACCCGGACCCUGUAGAAUUGUUCCUGGAGAAGGAAUUGGAUAUGAAGACAUGGAAACAUUACCUAAUGGUUUAACAUUUAUUACAUCAGGCCUAGUUAUGCCAGGAGCUUCCUCUACAGUUUCUGAACACCGUAAGAAGCACAAUGGAAAAGGAAGAAUUUAUUUGUUUGAUUUUAAUCAACCAGAUAAAGGCAUAGAAGAACUAAAAAUUGUAGGAGACCAGUUCAACCAGUCUGAUUUUGGUCCUCAUGGCAUUAGUUUGUGGAAAGACAAAGAUAAAGUGACAGUUAUGGUGGUUAAUCAUGGAUCAGCAGGAGAUACUAUAGAAAAAUUCCUGUUCAUAGCUAAAGAUAAACAGCUGAAGCAUGUUCACACUUACAGAGACACAACUAUACAUAUGGUAAAUGAUGUAGCAAUGGACAAUGAAAAUAGUUUUUACUUCACAAAUUUUGCCUACUAUAAGAGUGGACUUUUUAAAUUAUUAGAGGCAGUCAUACCAUUAGCCUAUGGAAAUCUGAUGUAUUAUGACGGGAAAGCAUACCACAAACAAGAUGAAGGAUUUGUUACAAUAAAUGGUCUGGUGUUAUCACAUGAUCAAAAGUAUUUGUACACAGGAGAAUCAGUCCCUCAGAGAUUUCAUACAUUUACUAGACAGAAGAAUGGAACACUAAGUAGAUACCAGGAAUUUAAUGUAAAAACAGCAAUAGACAACCCAACUUUAGAUAAAGAUGGCAAUGUUCUAUUUGGCACCCAUCCAAUAAUAUGGCAAGUUAUGGGACAUAUGGAUAACCCAGAAACACCAGCUCCUUCACAGGUAAUUAAACUUCACAUGAAAGAUGGUGCCGUGACCAAGAUGACAGAAGUUUUCGCUGAUGAUGGUCAUACAUUGUAUGGAUCAUCAGUGGCCUCCUUGUAUAAGGACGCCAUGUUAGUAGGAACAGUGCUCCACAAAUUAAUGUUUUGUGAAGUACGUUGGAUUGAUUGAGUGUGAUGCUUUAUUUAUGCAUGCAACUCUGACAUGAAUGAAAUGAAGUUUCCGUGUGUGAAAAAUGUUCAUGAAUAUAAUCAAAGAAGUAA
Mytilus trossulus (common blue mussel) is the source of this 1303-nucleotide messenger RNA. Its product is annotated as serum paraoxonase/arylesterase 1-like. The coding region runs from base 123 to 1211 and encodes 362 amino acids. The transcript has 9 exons. The record is from RefSeq and is a predicted model, not a curated record. Gene Ontology annotation, molecular function: arylesterase activity. Lineage: Eukaryota; Metazoa; Mollusca; Bivalvia; Mytilida; Mytilidae.